This is a messenger RNA of Scomber scombrus (Atlantic mackerel), 972 nucleotides long. Its product is annotated as glutathione S-transferase theta-3-like. The record is from RefSeq and is a predicted model, not a curated record. The transcript has 5 exons. Gene Ontology annotation, biological process: glutathione metabolic process. Bases 81 to 812 code for a protein of 243 amino acids. NCBI's taxonomy places the organism in Eukaryota, Metazoa, Chordata, Actinopteri, Scombriformes, Scombridae. Gene Ontology annotation, cellular component: cytoplasm. Gene Ontology annotation, molecular function: glutathione transferase activity.
GACUGACAGACGCUGCAGGAGAGGACUGAAAACACACAAGAGGAACACGGUUUAAUAUCUGCAGCCUUUUACAUCCAGACAUGAUGGAGCUCUACCUGGACCUGAUCUCACAGCCAUGCCGGUCCGUUUACCUGUUCGCCAAAGCGGCCGGGAUUCCCUUUGAGUUCAAGUUGAUCAGCCUGACUGCAGGGCAGCAACACAGCGAGGAGUUUGGAAAGGUCUCCAUGAUGAAGAAGGUUCCUGCCAUGAAGGACGGCAGCUUCGUUCUGACAGAGAGCGUUGCCAUCCUGAAGUACAUGGCGCAGAAACAUGCGUCUACGGUUGCAGAUCACUGGUAUCCAGCUGACCUGCAGAAGAGAGCUCGUGUUAAUGAGUACAUGUCCUGGCAGCACACCAGCAUCAGAGCUCAAGGGUCCAAGGUCUUCCUGCUCAGGACUAUGUAUCGUCUUGUCAUGGGCUGCGACGUCCCGAAGGAGAAGAUGGACGCUGCAGUCGAGGAGCUGAAUCAGUCGCUCAAGAUGCUGGAGGAGAAAUUCAUCGAGAACAAACCGUUCAUCGCCGGCGACAAAAUCUCUGUGGCUGAUUUGGUGGCUAUAGUGGAGAUCAUGCAGCCUGUUGGAACCGGCCUGAACGUGUUUGAAAGCCGGCCGAAGCUGAACGCCUGGGCAGAGCGAGUGAAGAAGGAGGUCGGCGUGAAGCUGUUCGAUGAAGCUCACGAGGGGAUCAUGAAGGCGAACAGUCUGCCGCAGACGCUGGAAAACACUGGCGUGCUGGAGGUGAUGAAACCACAUUUUAAGAAGAUGUUCAGCUGAGGAUGUUCGACUCAUUCGUGCCAAAAAAAAAAAGCCCCACAAUCUGUUGUCAUUUCAUUGCUGUGAGGUACUUUUUUUAUUAGCAGAGGUGUUGUGUAGGUUUGUCAUCAUGUAUGUGGAGUUUGUGUCAGUUUUCAGGUAAUAAAGUGUCUUCACAGCU